AUGGUACCCGCCUACCGGGCCAGUAUCGUUGAUGGCUAUGCCAUUAUUGCAGCAAAUCCCAACGAAGUGACGGUAGAUGCUGUGAGACCCAUGCCUGAAAUGAUUGCCCGUCACCCAAGCCACUGCGACCUGAUAGACCGUUUUUCCAUUGGAAAGGGCUGCUUCCACACAAGCGAUUGCUUCGCCGGUAUCCUUUUUCUUGAUGACAAUUUGCACGUCCGCAUCUUACUUUGCCUUGAUACAGCUUUACUGAGUGACUUUAUCGACUUAAAGAGCCUCACUCCGAUUGGUGCAUCCAACUCACAGCGCAGUAUUAAGCCCCGUUCCGCGCAGAAGAAGGCCAGCAACACUGAGAUCCUGGAUGACGCUUCCUUCAAGGCUACUGUUGGUGGUGACAAGAACGUUCUGGUUGCCUUCACUGCGCCGUGGUGUGGCCGUGAGUAG
Penicillium malachiteum is the source of this 444-nucleotide messenger RNA. RefSeq lists its product as uncharacterized. The transcript has 2 exons. Bases 1 to 444 code for a protein of 147 amino acids. The record is from RefSeq and is a predicted model, not a curated record. Lineage: Eukaryota; Fungi; Ascomycota; Eurotiomycetes; Eurotiales; Aspergillaceae.